GACUGGUUGACUGCUUAUUGAAGGGGGAAAAACGAAGAAGACCACAGCGGCACAACCUCUCCCCCCGCGCCUCCGUCUCUCGCCACUGGCUUCAGAGAAGAAGAUUGCCGCCUCUUGCCACUUCUCACUGCCUCAGCCUCUCGCCGCUGGCUUCAGAAAAGAAGAGAGCCGCCUCCUCUCCAAAGCCUCUCUCCGCCGCCCUCUUCACCUCCUCUCGCCGCUGCCCUUUCUGAAGCUUGCCGCUGCAGGGCCGUCACCUACCACCGCCGCCCGCCGCUGCAUCCUCACUUUCUGCCGCCUCUCGCCACGGCCGCACAGCCCCUCCCUCUCUGCCGCCGCCGCUGCACAGCCUCCUCUUAGUGAAUCAUGUUACAGAUAAAAACUCCAAAAACCAGAAGGGGAAAGAGAGAGAUUGAGAAACGUGCUCCCAAACUUGUUGAGACAUUGAAAAAAACCUUAAUAUUGCAUGGUACAAGGACGAGCAACGUACUUAAUGCCAUAUUGACUGAAAUUUAUCAUCUUAAUAAGGAUAAUUCUGUUAAAUAUUCCCGGAAGAACGAUAAUAUCAGACCAUUCGAGAGUGGCGGUGAAACUUCUUUAGAGUUUUUCUCUCUCAAAACUGACUGCAGCCUUUUUGUGUUUGGCUCUCACUCAAAGAAGCGGCCCAACAAUCUUGUAAUAGGGCGGACCUAUGAUCACCACAUAUUUGAUCUUGUGGAGGUCGGUGUUGAGAGUUUCAAAAGCAUGAAGUCCUUCUCAUAUGAUAGAAAAUUAGCUCCUAAAAUUGGCUCAAAACCUUUCUUUGCUUUCAUUGGAGAAGGAUUUGAGAGUAUAGAUGAACUGAAGCAUUUGAAGGAAGUUUUGCUUGAUCUAUUCCAUGGAGAGGUUAUAUCGAAUUUAAACCUUGCUGGACUAGACCGUGUUUAUGUGUGUACAGUCUUGUCGUCAAAUAGGGUGUUCUUUACACAUUGUGCACUACGACUUAAAAAAUCAGGGACCAUAGUCCCAAGGGUGGAGCUUGUUGAAGUUGGCCCUUCCAUGGAUUUGAUAGUUCGGAGGCACCAUCUUCCUGAUGAAAGCCUAAGAAAAGAAGCUAUGAAGACAGCUUCCCAGUUAGCCAAGAAGAAGAAGGAGAAAAAUGUCAGCGGUGAUGCAAUUCAAGGAAAGAUUGGGAAGAUCUAUAUGCCAGACCAACAGGUUGGGGAGCAGGCUCUACCUAACAGAGCAAAAGGAUUGAAAAGGGAGCGCAGGGAAGCUAAGAUGAAAGGUGAAGCAAAGAAGCAGAAGCAGGAGGCUUAUUAGCAAUUUCUUUGAGGCCCCCUUAAUUAUACCUUACAACUCUUCUUCAGUUGUGGAAUUGAAGGAUUUAGGCAUGUGAUUUGAUUUUCAGUCUUAAUUAAUAUCCGAGCAUGCCAGCUAGGAUUGCACAAUUUUGGUAGUGAAAAUUGUUCAAUUUGGAUUUGGUUUACUUGAAAAGUUCUUGCGGGUUGCGUGGUCUGGUCUUUGUUUGGUCUCGGAUGGCUCAAACUUCUUGUAGUUACUUACUGAGACUCUAUUGCUGGACUAAAUAUCAUAAAUUCUUGUUUCUUCUUC
Messenger RNA from Diospyros lotus (date-plum), 1593 nucleotides. Its product is annotated as ribosome production factor 2 homolog. Lineage: Eukaryota; Viridiplantae; Streptophyta; Magnoliopsida; Ericales; Ebenaceae. Gene Ontology annotation, biological process: ribosomal large subunit assembly; maturation of LSU-rRNA from tricistronic rRNA transcript (SSU-rRNA, 5.8S rRNA, LSU-rRNA). Bases 367 to 1302 code for a protein of 311 amino acids. The record is from RefSeq and is a predicted model, not a curated record. The transcript is spliced from 7 exons. Gene Ontology annotation, molecular function: rRNA binding. Gene Ontology annotation, cellular component: nucleolus.